AUGCGAUUUUUUACUAAAUUAGCUGCUACAACUGUUGGUGUUUUAUGUACAACAGCAUCAGCUUAUUUUUUUGUUGAUGAAAAAAAACGAUAUGGUGUUGUAUUUGCUGCAAAUAUUGUUCAAUCACCAAAUGAUAUUAGUGAUAAUUUAGUGAAACCAGAUCAACAAUCACUUUCAUCUCCAAUACGAUCUAGUGAACGAUGGAAUUGGAAUUGGGAUGGCCGACAUUGUGAAAUGAAUAAAACUCGAGCUAUAAGACAUAUUUAUCUUAUUCGACAUGGACAAUAUCAAACAAGAACGAAAUUUGAAGAUGAAAAACAAUUAACUGAAUUAGGCAAUGAACAAGCUGAUUGGGCUGGACGAGCAUUAGCAGAAUCAGGAAUUACAUUUACUCGACUUGUACAAUCAGGUUUAAUUCGUGCUAUUCAAACGGCAACAAUUAUUAAUAAAUAUUUGAGAUUUAAUAAAGUUGAACAAGAUAUUGAUCUUAAUGAAGGGUUUCCAUUUCUUCCAGAACCAGCUGGAAGAUUUAUUGAUGAUAUUGCUAAAGGUCGUCUUGAAUUAGAAACUGAACGAAUGGAAAGAGUUUUUCAUCGUUAUAUUCAUCGACCAUUUCCAAGUCAAACUGAAGAUUCUCAUGAACUUAUUGUAUGUCAUGCAAAUGUUAUUCGUUAUUUUGUUUGCCGUGCAUUACAAAUACCAGCUGAUGCUUGGCUUCGUUUUAAUCUUUUUCAUUGUUCAAUUACUCAUCUUGUUUGUACAUCUGAUGGUCGUGUUAUUUGUUAUGGUAUUGGUGAUGUUGGACAUAUUCCACAAGAACGACGCUCGUAUGUCUAA
This is a messenger RNA of Rotaria sp. Silwood2, 837 nucleotides long. NCBI's taxonomy places the organism in Eukaryota, Metazoa, Rotifera, Eurotatoria, Philodinida, Philodinidae. The record is from the annotation of a GenBank genome assembly.